AUGGCUGUCUCUACUGCCGUUGCCGGCGGCCCCAAGCCAUCCCGCCGCAACAUCAUCGCAGAGUCCUCUGCUGAGUCCUCGGCCGCCGUUUCGCCUGCUGACUCGCCUCGCCCGUCCCCCUCGUCCACCUCGCUCUCCUCCCUCUCCGAGAUGGACAUUGAGCCCAAGCCCGCCUCCUACGGCAAGCUCAUCGACACCUACGGCAACGAGUUCUCCCCUCCCGACUACACCAUCAAGGACAUUCGCGACGCCAUCCCCAAGCACUGCUUCGAGCGCUCCGCCCUCAAGGGUUACCUGUACAUCCUCCGCGACAUUGUCUACCUAUCCACCACUUUUGCCAUCUUCUACAACUUCAACACCCCCGAGUAUGUUUCCAACGUCUACGUCCGCGGUGCCCUCUGGGGUGUCUACACCUUCCUCCAGGGCCUUUUCGGCACCGGUCUCUGGGUCAUUGCCCACGAGUGCGGCCACGGCGCCUUUUCCGACUCGCGCCUCGUCAACGACAUCACCGGCUGGGUCCUCCACUCUUCCCUGCUCGUCCCCUACUUUUCCUGGCAAAUCUCCCACAGCAAGCACCACAAGGCCACCGGCAACAUGGAGCGCGACAUGGUCUUUGUCCCCCGCACCCGCGACGAACAGGCCUCCCGCCUCGGCAAGCUGGUCCACGAGCUGUCUGAGCUCGCCGAGGACGCUCCCGCUUUCACUCUGACCAUGCUCAUUGCCCAGCAGCUCAUCGGCUGGCCUAACUACCUCCUGACUAACGUCACUGGCCACAACUACCACGAGAAGCAGCGCGAGGGCCGCGGCAAGGGCAAGCACAACGGUACCGGCGGCGGUGUCAACCACUUUGACCCUCGCAGCCCUCUCUACGAGGCCAAGGACGCCAAGCUCAUUGCUCUCUCUGACCUUGGCCUGAUUCUCGCCGGCUCUGCCCUCUACUUCCUCGGCAACAAGUUUGGCUGGUCCAACCUGGCCGUCUGGUACUUUGUUCCCUACCUCUGGGUCAACCACUGGCUCGUGGCCAUUACCUUCCUCCAGCACACAGACCCUACCCUUCCUCACUACCACACCGAGGAGUGGAACUUUGUCCGAGGCGCCGCCGCCACUAUUGAUCGCGAGUGCGGCUUCAUCGGCCGUCACCUCCUCCACGGCAUCGUCGAGACGCACGUUCUCCACCACUACGUUUCCAGCAUUCCCUUCUACAACGCCGACGAGGCCUCCGACGCCAUCCGUCCCGUCAUGGGCAAGCACUACCGCUCUGACACUGAGGGCGGCUUCUUUGGCUUCAUCGCCGCCAUGUACAAGAGCGCCCGUAUGUGCCAGUGGGUUGAGCCCUCGGCCGAGGCCACCGGCCAGGGUAAGCACAUUCUGUUCUUCCGCAACAAGAACGGUCUCGGCACCAAGCCCGCCAAGAUUGCUGCCCAGUAA
Akanthomyces muscarius is the source of this 1428-nucleotide messenger RNA. RefSeq lists its product as uncharacterized. Gene Ontology annotation, molecular function: oxidoreductase activity, acting on paired donors, with oxidation of a pair of donors resulting in the reduction of molecular oxygen to two molecules of water. NCBI's taxonomy places the organism in Eukaryota, Fungi, Ascomycota, Sordariomycetes, Hypocreales, Cordycipitaceae. The coding region runs from base 1 to 1428 and encodes 475 amino acids. The transcript has 2 exons. The record is from RefSeq and is a predicted model, not a curated record. Gene Ontology annotation, biological process: lipid metabolic process.